Molecule: messenger RNA, 852 nt
Organism: Eimeria necatrix
Lineage: Eukaryota; Apicomplexa; Conoidasida; Eucoccidiorida; Eimeriidae
Exons: 3
Coding region: 1-852 (283 amino acids)
Source: RefSeq, a predicted model, not a curated record
AUGCCCAGCGGAACACCGGCCCAUCAUCUUCAUGCUACUCCGAAGCCCAUCGUGGCAGAGCGGGCGCAUGGGCAUAAGGAGGGGCACCCACAGGUGACACCUGUGACCAAUGUUUUGCCAGGGGACAGUCCCUUCGUCAUGUGGGACCAAUUCCAGUCCGCUAUGAGUGUGAUAAGAACUGUUAUACGCGGGACCGGGGAAUCGGACGCAACGUUUCCCAUACUCCCAGAAAAUUGCAGCACUGUGCAGGCCUUUUUGAUGCGCAUCGAGCGCCGGUACACCCAGAUGGGAUUGGAGCCGCGCGAGUGGGGAAGCGCACUAAUUGACCACCUUGUGGGCCCAGCUCUAACGGUCGCGGACAUCCGGUACGUGUCUGCCCCAGCAAAAGGGAACGUACCAGACGUUCGGGGGAAAUAUGCAAGAAAUGUGGCGGUGUGGGACACUAUGCUCGCGACUGUCCUACUUAUGAACGAGUGGGGAAACCAACUCCUCAACACUGCGGAAGGAACUGAUACGAGCAAUGGGCACGCGGAAGGGACUCAGCCGCUUUCGGAAGCGCAGCGGGAGUCUGAGUCGGCGUCAAUCCUGAGUGAAGAGGCUCCGGGCGCGACGACGGCUAGCAGCAGGAAGUCUGCAGAGGCAACAGAAGACGGCUAUAGGCCAUACGCAACAGAGAUUGCGCCACACUGGUGGCGGGAAACUUGCAUGAAAGAGCCUUACGACCAAGGGGGAGCACUGUGCUAUGCGGGUGCGACGGCGGUGCUUCGCGUUGAGCUCGCAGGGAGUCCGUCUGACGCGCUCUUGGACAAUGGGGAUUCGAGAAGUUUCAUUAGUACCAAAACAGUCGAAUGA